CGCCAUGGAGAUGUACUGGUUUCUCGUCUUCCUCUCCCUUGCCUCAUCCACUCUCCUCUUCCUCUGUCUCCUUCGCCGCCAUGGCAGUCGGAAGUCGCUACCGCCUGGUCCGCCCUACAUUCCCUUCUUCGGCAACCUCAUUUGGUUCCGCCAUUCCCUCGUGGACCUCGUCGCUGUCCUCCGCGACCUCAACGCCACCUACGGCCCCGUCGUCACCCUCCGCAUUGGGUCUGAGCCCGUUGUCUUCAUCUCGGACGGCGACAUCGCCCACGCAGCCCUGAUUGAGCACAGCUCCGCUCUCGCCGACCGACCGCCCCCGCUGCCUGCCCUUGGCUUCGUCAGCGCAGGCCAGCACACAGUCUCCUCCGGCGGGAACGACCCUCUCUGGCGCCACCUCCGCCGCAACCUCGUGUCCGACAUCCUGCACCCCUCACGAGUCAAGAUCUACGCUGGCGGUCGUGAGUGGGUUCUCGGCGUGCUGGUCCGGAACCUCCGGGAUCGGGCCGAAGACAGUGGCGGCGCGGUCGUAGUUAAAGACAGCUUCCAGUUCGCCAUGUUUUGCUUGCUCGUGCUCAUGUGCUUCGGCGAGAAGUUGGACGAGCGAAAGCUUAAUGAGGUGAAGGCGGAGACUCGGAGAUUACUCCUCUACCAGGAGAACUUGAACGUGCUCUUCUUCCUACCGAGCAUCACGGCGUACCUCUUUCGAAACAGAUUGAGGAGGGCGAGGGAAAUGUUCUUAAAAAAGAAGCAGGUGUACCUUCCCCUGAUCGAAGCACGAAAGCAGAGCAAGAAGGCGCGGCUGGGAUCGACGACGGAUAAGGAAACAUCCGAUAGAUUCGUGUACUCCUACGUAGAUUCUCUUCUGGAUAUGGAGCUAUCGGAGGAGGCAGGCCGGAAGCUGACGGUUGACGAGACAGUGGCGCUCUGCUCCGAGUUCUUAAACGGGGGCACGGACGCGACUUCGACGGCGCUGGAGUGGAUCAUGGCGAACCUGGUGAAGCACCAGCGGAUCCAGACGAAGCUUCGGGAGGAGAUUCUUCGCGUCAGCAGCGCGGACGAGGCAGUGAAAGAAGAUCAGCUGCAACGAAUUCCGUACCUGAGGGCGGUGGUCAUGGAAGGGCUGCGGCGCCACCCGCCAGGGCAGUAUCUGCUGCCGCACAGAGCGAUGGAGGACGUGAGCCUGUGCGGUGGGCGGUACCACAUCCCCAAGGGGACGGAGGUCAACUUCCUGGUGGUGGGGAUGAACUGGAGCGAGAAGGUAUGGGAGGAUCCGAUGGAUUUCAAGCCGGAAAGGUUCCUGGAGGGCGGCGAAGGGGCGGCGGUGGACAUCACAGGGAGCAGGGAGAUAAAGAUGAUGCCGUUUGGGGCGGGGAGGCGGAUUUGCCCUGGGCUGGGGCUGGCCGUGCUGCACCUCGAGUACUUCGUAGCGAAUUUGGUGAAGGAGUUCGAGUGGGAAGCAGAAGGAGAAGUGGACUUAACGGAGAAGGAAGCAUUCACCACUGUCAUGAAGACUCCUCUGAGAGCUCGUAUCACUCCGAGAAAGUAGGAGAAGCUUCAUCCUUCAACGAGGGGCAAAAGUGCUGCGUUAAUUUAUAAAGUAAAAAAUAAAAGGAGGGGGUUUGCUGGUUGACUUCCCUUUAAUAAACAAUUUAGUUUUCCAUGUCCAGGAAAAUGAGUAAUUUAAUCAUGAUAAAAUUUAUUAUGAAAUGUAGUUUUGUUACUGUUUUAUCAAAUAUCGUUACAUCA
Molecule: messenger RNA, 1746 nt
Organism: Zingiber officinale
Lineage: Eukaryota; Viridiplantae; Streptophyta; Magnoliopsida; Zingiberales; Zingiberaceae
Product: cytochrome P450 89A2-like
Exons: 1
Coding region: 5-1546 (513 amino acids)
Cellular component (GO): membrane
Molecular function (GO): iron ion binding; heme binding; oxidoreductase activity, acting on paired donors, with incorporation or reduction of molecular oxygen, NAD(P)H as one donor, and incorporation of one atom of oxygen
Source: RefSeq, a predicted model, not a curated record